Molecule: messenger RNA, 4977 nt
Organism: Drosophila busckii
Lineage: Eukaryota; Metazoa; Arthropoda; Insecta; Diptera; Drosophilidae
Gene: dve
Biological process (GO): chromatin remodeling; regulation of transcription by RNA polymerase II
Molecular function (GO): RNA polymerase II cis-regulatory region sequence-specific DNA binding; DNA-binding transcription factor activity, RNA polymerase II-specific
Source: RefSeq, a predicted model, not a curated record
UGGAAGGAUGUCUUGACGCGCGUCCGUUCUGAAUUUGGUCUGGCAGCAGUAGCAACUACGACUACGACUAACCAGAAGCAGAGCCGCAGCAGCAGCAGUGAAAGAGGCGCAACCGAGUGUUGUUAUUAUUAAUAGAUCUAUUGGACAAUCAGCAUAAUAGGCUAGCCAGUCGCAGCUCUAGACAUUGAGACGUUAAAUAGUAUAUAUGGCCAUGCCCAAACAAUAAAAGAGAAAACAAAUCGAAGACAAGCGCAAGCGAGUAAACAAAGAGUGACAACGCUUAUCACAAAACAAAACUAACACGCAACUAACAAGAAGAAGAACAAGAAAUCAGUGCUUGCACACUCAGCUGACAGUCAAUCAGAGUAUCGGCGUAUAUCUCUAACAAUUCUUCAAUAACGAUAAUAAACGCGCAACGUCAGUCGUAAUUGGUAGCUUGAGUGGAGCUGUCGCGUUCAAUCUAGCGAGGAUCUCUCAAAUCUUUGGACGCUGUUCGCUUAUCGCCGUCGCUUGGCUUGACUUUUUGACACGCUUCAUAGUCCUUGGGCUUGCUAGCGUCUAAAAAGGAGCUGCCCAACUGAUAUGCACUGAUAUUUUUUAUGGCGUGCCCGUGCCGCCUGUGCUAAUGAUGUCGCGUCGAAGACUGGAACAGCAAGCGGCAGCAGCAGCAUCAUCGUCAUCAACAUCGAAUCCGUUCCGCCUUCAAAGCUAAACGUGUGUGUGUGUGUACGUGUGUGUGUGUGUGCAUUUGUUAGUGUGUGUUGUUGUGUCUAAUUUGCGUCUCCGUCGUGGCCAUAAACUGUGAGCAACGCCUAUGCCAAGUGGCGCACUCUAUAAUCGAAAUUAAAGCGUGCUUUAGUCUUAUCGCUAACUUGCAUAUAUAAAAUAAUUGGCAACGUUGCCAAUUACAAACCAACCAAGACCAAUUAACACGCAUUCUACGCAUAUAUAUAUAUAUAUAUAAAUAAGCAACAAAGCAGUAGCAAUCAAACUUUAAAUAUAUUAAAACAAACGAUCGUACUACAUGAUGGACUUUCAAAGCGCCAUGGAAACCUUUGCCGAAGCCUGGGUGGCAGCCAAUGCCGGACAGCAGAGCCAAGCGCUGGCGCUGACACGUGCAGCGGCUGUAGCUGCAGCCAGCGCGAAUGCCAAGUCGCCAUCAGCAGCAGCCAGUCUAAUGGACAUGGCUGUGAAAAAGGAGCACAGCCUCUCACCCAAUCACAAUGUGCUGCCCACAGAGCAGGAGCAGCAGCAGCAGCAGCUGCAGCACAGACGCGCCUCGCUGCAAGGCGUGCAGGAGAAGCUCAAUCAGCUGCAGAUGCAGCAUCAGCAGCAGCCCAUAAAUGUGGAGCAUGCUGGCAGUCCAAAUGCGCUGGCGCAGCAGCAGCAAGCACAGCAGCAGCAACAGUCACAGCAGCAGCAGCAACAUGGCUCUGAUGCUGGCAGCGUUACCGCUUUAAGCUCCUCGGCGGGCAGCAGCAACGCAUCGCUGGCUGCAACGCCCAAAAGCGAGCGCGAGGAACGCGGCAGCAUCUCCUGUUUGCCGCCAGCAGCGCUGGGCAUGGCAGUGGGCGCAGUCCAAGCGCAGCAGCAAGCAGAGAAGCUGCUCAGUCAUCCAGCGCUGGAGUCGCGACGUGAAUUUGAUGUUAGCAAAGUAAAUCCCAAGUCGCUUCCACUGCACUGCGUGGUGGAGUCGGUGCAUUCGUUGCAUGCCUCGCUCACCAUCGACACACGCCAGCAGUGGAAACGUCGGCCCAAUAUCGAGACAGACAGCUAUGUGAUCAUAGCAGCGGCAACGCCCUGGAGCGAAAUAGUGCAGACAGCGCUGCAGCGUCUGGGCUACUCCCAGGAGGUGGCAAACACAGCAAGAGGUUCGCUUAUAAUCAAACACUGGAAGCCCAUACCAUUGGAGCAGAUCUCGGACCAUCCCGCAAUGCCUGUGAGCGAUAUUGUGGGUGAACUGACAUCGGUUAUAACAUUGAGAAUUGUUAUACUGCGACCCAAGGCAUCGCCCUAUGGCGAGAUCAAGGACAAACUGCUCAAGCUGCUGGUGCUGCAGUCGCAUGCGCUGCUACGCUCCACCGGCUGCCCGCUGGAUGAGGUGACGCUAUCGCAGAUUUGCCGCAGCUCGCACCAAAACACGUACGCGUUGCCAGGUGGUGAAAUCAACGAUGAGCUGCGUCGCAAGUUCGAGCAGUGGUGGUCGAAUCAGCUGUCGCCACAAGCGGCGAUGACGCCCAAGCUGCUGCCGUUUAUGAAUGCACCCAGUGCCAUGCCCGCUGUGCCUGGUGACAUGGAUUUUCCAGUGGGCAGCGCUAUGGCGGCGGCUGCAGCUGCAGCGGCACAUGCGGCUGCUGCCAAUCCGCUGAAUGCCAUGGGCAGUCGCGAGUCGCUGCUGCUGGCGAAUGAGGCAGCGCAUCAUGCGCCAGUGAAUCAAAGCAGCGCUGCGCAUCAUGCGGCCAAUAUGCUGGUGCAUCCCAUGCAUGCGGGCAUGCAUCAUCAUCAUCAUGCGAGCGCACAUGGCGCGCAGUAUCCGAAUCAGAAAACGCGCAUGCGCACCAGCUUUGAUCCCGAGAUGGAGCUGCCCAAGCUGCAGAAAUGGUUUCAGGAGAAUCCGCAUCCCAGUCGCCAGCAAAUACAAACCUAUGUGGCGCUAAAUGGCUGGACUUCGCGACGCGGCCGCAAGCCGCUGGAUGUGAACAACGUUGUCUAUUGGUUUAAAAAUGCGCGCGCAGCGCAGAAGCGCGCGGAAAUGCGCGGCGGCAGCUUGGGCAAUGCCAUGAGCGCGCUGGGACAUGCGGCUAUGAAUGGCUAUCUAAGUCAACAUGCGCCGCUGGGGCAGAACUCGAGCAGCAGCGCUGGCAGCCAGCCGCUUAGCAUGGGCGCGCUGUCCAUGUCGCAUGAUUAUCUCAAGAGUCCCAUGAGCUUAAAGUCGGAGGACAUUGACACCAUGUCGCAGCAUUCGGAUGAGCUGGAGGAGGAGCACAGUCGCGCUAAUACGCCGCAGUUGCCGCUCUCCUUAACCACACACGAGCGUCAUCGCAGCUCGCCCAUGCUGGAGGAGGAGGAAGACGAGCAGCAGCAGCAGCAGCGCGAGCAGUCUGAGCAGCUGUCGCAGCCGCUGCGCGUCAAAAGCGCUGGCAGCGACAUAACCAAUGGCGUGGACAACUCCGAGCACGAGCAGAAGCCGCAAAUCAACAAAUGCAGUCCCGAGCAUGACAACUCCAACUCCAAUGCGCAGCUUGCUGCUGAUGCUGACACUGGCAACGCUUUGGUUGAGCACAACAGCAGCCACAACAACAACAACAGCAGCAGCAGCAACAACAACAACAAUGAGCAUGAGCAUCAUGAGCAUGAGCGGCACAUGCAGCCGCUUGAGACGCCCAAGCGCAGCUCACCCAAAGAGGAGGAAGACGAACUCGAUAUGGAUGAAGACGAUGAGGACAAUGAAAACGACGUCAGUCAUCUGGAUGAGUUUCGUUCGCCCUCGCCUGAGCUUGCCGGCAGCGUUGUGCCGCACAAGGAGCAGCUGCCCUUUCCCAUGGUGCCCAACUCCAUGUUCUCGCAAUCCUUCAUGUACAUGAGUCACUACAUACCAGCCUUUGGCCAGGCAGCCGCUGCUCAUCCGCAUGCUCAUCAUGCUGCCGCCGCCGCCGCUGCUGCGGGCAUGCAGCCAAAUGCGCUCAUGGCUGGCGCUGGACUCAAUCUGUCCAGCAUUUCGAAUGAGGAGCGUCGCAAGCGCAAUCGCACCUUCAUUGAUCCUGUGACAGAGGUGCCCAAGCUGGAGCAGUGGUUCGCCAUGAACACGCAUCCCUCGCACAAUUUGAUACUCAAGUACACAGAGGAUCUAAACACGAUGCCCUAUCGGCAAAAGUUUCCGCGCUUGGAGAGCAAAAAUGUGCAGUUCUGGUUCAAGAAUCGUCGUGCCAAGUGCAAGCGGCUCAAGAUGUCCUUGUACGACAACAGCCAAUGCGGUCAGCUGGGCGCACUGGGCGGCUUUGUGCCCAAGUACGAGGAGCGCGACUAGAUGGGAGCUCAUUACCAGCAGCAGUAUAAAAUCAAAAUCAUGUCACUUUAGCACUAAGCUUUGUAUAUAUUUAAUGCCAGUUCCAAAACUAAACUAAACUAAAAAAACUUCUUUAAAAAGUCGCAAGUCUACAAGUAUUAUAGACAGUGUUUUGUCCCAGUUAGCAGUACGCCCAGUACCAUAUCUUUAAUAAAUUAAAAAGGCAAUUGCCUUAAAGUAUUUAGCAAAAAUUAGCAGCCAACUAAAUUUAAUAACUACACUACUUUAAUUUUAUAUACUACAAUUUAUAGCUAGCAGCAGCUUAUAAUAUUUAAUAUAUAGUAGUAGUAUUUACGACGAAGAUGCUGAGUUGAACUAUUUGAGUAACCAAAGAAUGCUAAUUGGUAUAUAACUAUGUGUAAAUAUGUAUGUUAAUCGAUAAACUAAAAUUAGUAGAGCACUGCAACGACAACUCGUUUUUAAUUCUUAUUCUUAUACUUUUCGCCUUCGUUUCUAGCACGUUUUCCAGCUUAGCACAUAUCUAAAUAACAAAAACAACAAACUAACUAACUUAUUGUAGUUCCAUUCAAUAUCUUGGUAUUUAAUACCAGCCCAGGCGUUUACAAUAUUUCAACUUUUGACAUAUAUCUAUAUUUUUAUUGUUUUAAGCAUACUUAGGUCUUAGUUGCAUGCGCGCAGUUGAUAAAAGAAACAAACACACACAUUUAUAACAACAACAACAACUACUCUUAAACAAGUUUAAUAAAUUGUUCCAUUAGUUACAUAAGCAUCAAAGAAAUUGCAGCUAAUAUUAACUAAAUUAAUAUGUAAUUUAUUAAAAAACAACAAAUACACAAGCAUGACAACAACUACAACAUAAAAACUCUUUAAAAAAAUACAAACGCAGCUAAAACUCACAACACAUGCAUAACAAAAAGAAAUACAAAUACUAUAUUAUAAUAUGUAUUCCC